Aspergillus pseudonomiae is the source of this 1527-nucleotide messenger RNA. RefSeq names its product cytochrome P450. Lineage: Eukaryota; Fungi; Ascomycota; Eurotiomycetes; Eurotiales; Aspergillaceae. The record is from RefSeq and is a predicted model, not a curated record. The transcript has 3 exons. The coding region runs from base 1 to 1527 and encodes 508 amino acids. Gene Ontology annotation, molecular function: monooxygenase activity; iron ion binding; heme binding.
AUGGCCAAAACUCCGUCCAGAGAGCUCAUUCGCGCUAUCGAGCAAGUUCCGUUCACCUGGUGGUUCCUCGCCGUGGGUGGUGCCUGGAUUCUGAGCACAAUUGUCAAGAUUCUUCAAACGGCAUAUUUCAGCCCCCUUCGCAAGGUUCCUGGUCCCUGGUAUGCGCGCCUGACAAGUGCUCGGCUCGCCUGGGCAUCAUUUGCCAACAAUCGGAUUUAUUAUGUGCAAUCGCUCCACGAUAAGUAUGGGCCUAUUGUGCUCAUCGGCCCCAAGGAGGUCGACAUAGCCGAUCCCGUGGCUGCUAAGCAAAUCCACCGCAUGGGGUCGGGGUUCGUUAAAGCCCCCUUUUACAAGCUGCUCUCUCCCGGUCCGGUUGAUAACAUCUUCAAUUUCCGCGAUGCCAAGCUUCACAGCAACCGACGCAAGCUGUACGCUAAAGGCUUCACUUUAAAUAGUUUGCGGCAAGAGUGGGAGCCGACGAUUCGCAACAUUGUUGCGCUGACGGUUGAGAAAAUCCGCCACGACGCGCAGCAGGGCGAAGCGGAAAUCCUAGGCUGGUGGACUCUGAUGGCCAACGAGACUGUGUGCAAAUUAACGUUCAAUGGCGGACAUGAUACGGUGCGCAAUGGAACCAAGGAUCCCUUCGUACUAAUGCUGGAACGUCGCAUGGGCGACCUGGCGCAUCUGCUGCAGCAUUUCACCCCACCGCUGUACUAUCUAGGUCGUCUGCUUGCACACGGGGUGCCCCGGCUACACGACGUCUUCUUCUCACAGGAGAUGAUGUUUGAGGCAGGCAAGAGCGUCGUGGCAAUUGCCCGUGGUGCGCGCGGUGGCGGGGGAGACCGGAAUCUGUUCGUCAAAGCCCUGGCCGCAGGCGAUUUGGAGAGCAAAAUUGGCGGCCUCAAUGACACGGAGAUCAUCACUGAUGCCGGGGCAUUGCUCCUGGCUGGCUCGGACCCCACGGCAUUAUCUCUGACAUUCAUCAUUUGGUGCGUGCUCAAUCGCCCCAAAUUGCAGGCCGAUCUCGAGUCCGAAGUUGCGGGAUUGCCGGAAGAUAUCACGGAUGCUGCCUGUGCAGACCUACCAAUCAUGAAUGCGGUGAUACAUGAAAGUCUCCGUUUGUAUGGACCGGCCCCUGGAUCGAUGCCUCGCAGUCCGCCCCCUGACGGUGCCACCCUGUGUGGGUAUUACAUCCCUCCCUCGGCCGUGGUCGUCACACAGAACUGGAGUCUGCACGGCAAUCCGAAGGUGUGGAAAGAUCCUCAUACAUUUGACCACACGCGGUGGCUGCCGGGGACGUCGCUAUCAGAAGAGGCGAAGAUGUCAUUCAAUCCCUUCGGCCAGGGCGCACGUCAAUGUCUAGGCAUUCAUCUUGGCUGGAUGCAGCUGCGUCUCGCUACGGCUUUAUUUUUCCGUCGCUGCCCAGGAGCCAAAUUGGCUCCUUCUACUACUCCGGAGAGCAUGGCUAUGAUUGAUAGUUUCAUCGCCGGUAUGCCCAAGGCACGGCGCUGUGCCAUUCAGUUGUAA